Molecule: messenger RNA, 3477 nt
Organism: Ornithorhynchus anatinus (platypus)
Lineage: Eukaryota; Metazoa; Chordata; Mammalia; Monotremata; Ornithorhynchidae
Gene: DBN1
Product: drebrin 1
Exons: 15
Coding region: 27-2219 (730 amino acids)
Biological process (GO): regulation of actin filament polymerization; neuron projection morphogenesis; postsynaptic actin cytoskeleton organization
Cellular component (GO): cortical actin cytoskeleton; site of polarized growth; postsynaptic density
Molecular function (GO): actin filament binding
Source: RefSeq, a predicted model, not a curated record
CCGGCCCGGCCCGGCCCGGCGGCACCAUGGCCAGCGUCAGCUUCAGCGGCCACCGCCUGGCCCUGCUGGCGGCCUACCAGGAGGUCAUCCGGGAGGAGAGUCCCGCAGACUGGGCUCUGUACACAUAUGAGGAUGAUUCCGAUGACCUCAAGCUAGCAGCCUCAGGAGGAGGGGGCUUGCAGGAGCUGUCAGGACACUUCGAGAACCAGAAGGUGAUGUACGGCUUCUGCAGUGUCAAGGACUCCCAGGCGGCGCUGCCAAAAUACGUCCUCAUCAACUGGGUCGGCGAGGACGUGCCCGACGCCCGCAAGUGUGCUUGUGCCAGCCACGUAGCCAAGGUGGCAGAGUUCUUCCAGGGCGUGGAUGUGAUCGUCAACGCCAGCAGCGUGGAAGACAUCGACGCCGGUGCCAUCGGUCAGCGGCUGUCCAACGGGCUGGCCCGCCUGUCCAGCCCCGUGCUGCACCGCUUACGGCUGCGGGAGGACGAGAACACGGAGCCAGUGGGCACUACCUAUCAGAAGACGGAUGCAGCCCUGGAGAUGAAGCGGAUCAACCGGGAGCAGUUCUGGGAGCAGGCCAAGAAGGAGGAGGAGCUGAGGAAGGAGGAGGAGAGGAAGAAGGCCCUAGACGAGAGGCUGAAGUUCGAGCAGGAGCGGAUGGAGCAGGAGCGGCAGGAGCAGGAGGAGCGCGAGAAGCGGUACCAGGAGCGGGAACAGCAGAUCGAUGAGCACAGGCGGAAACAGCAGAGUUUAGAAGCCGAAGAAGCCAAGCAGAGAUUGAAGGAACAGUCCAUUUUUGGUGAGCAGCGGGAGGAGGAAGAGGAGACGCAGCUCAAGAAGUCCGAGUCAGAAGUGGAGGAGGCAGCGGCCAUCAUCGCCCAGCGACCAGACAAUCCCCGCGAGUUCUUCAAGCAGCAGGAGAGAGUGGCCUCGGCCGGCAGCUGCGAUGCGCCCUCCCCCUUCAACCACCGGACAGCAGGUCGUCCGCACUGUCCUUUCAUGAAGGCACCCGACAGCGGGCCGUCUUCCUCCUCCUCCUCUUCCUCGUCCCCUCCGCGGACUCCCUUCCCCUAUGUCUCCUGUCACCGCACCCCAAAUCUCUCUUCCUCUUUCCCAUGCGGCCAGGUGGACGGACACAGGAAGCCGCCCUCCUCCGCAGCCCGCAGCCCCUCGGCCUCCAGCGCGGCCUCCACGCCCGUCGGGGAGCCGAUGGAGAGGCCGCUGGAGGAGACGACGAGCCAGACGUUUCCCAGGGCUGCAGAAUCCCCCAGCGCGAGCGAUGAGGUGCCAGAGGCAGCAGAAGUGACUGAGGGGCAGCACUGGCCCUUCCCCGCCCAAGACCCCCAGGGGACAAAGCCAGAGGAGCCGCCGGGCUUGGCCAGUGGCCCCGAAGAGGGGCUGGUAUCCAUGGAGACCAAAGAUGAGGCCGAGCCCGUCCCUGCACCCCCGGUGCCCCCUGCCCCCCAGGAGGAGAGCUCCAUGGAGCUGGGGGAGCCGGCGGAGACCCCCGAGACCACCGCCCCCGAGAGUCUCAUCGACCUGUGGCAGAGUGAGAGGGCCCAGUCCCCGGCCGAAUGGGAGCUGCAGGCCGACAUGCGGGCCCCCACCCCGCCCCCCGGCCCCGAGGCCAUGUUGGUGGAGGCCUUCUCCCCGCCCCCCGAAGCGCCCCCCGUCAUCCUCGCCGGGGCAGCGGCUGAGCCUCCCCCUCCGGCCAGCGCCCCGCUGGAAGAUGGCAGCGGCGGGGGCGGAGGCGGCAGUAACCUUCUGAACUUUGACGAGCUCCCCGAGCCGCCCGCCACCUUCUGCGACCCCGAGGAGCCCGGCGAGGAGCUCGGCGAGGAGCCCGGCCAGGAGCCCGGCGAGGAGCUCGGGGAGGAGCCCGCCGCUCUGACCGCCUCGGAGGGCUCUCAGCCCGCGGCCCUCGGCUACCAGCCGACCCCACAGGAGGCCCCCGAGGACCACCCGCCGCCCUCGGACCUGGAGGAGCUGGAGCAGGAAUCCCACCUGCUGACCAAUGGCGAGACCGCCCAGAAGGAAGGCACUCAGGCCAGCGAGGGGUAUUUCAGCCAGUCGCAAGACGAGGAGUUUGCCCAGUCGGAAGAACUGUCUGCUAAAACUCCGCCGCCUGUGUUUUACAACAAGCCUCCAGAGAUCGAUGUCACCUGCUGGGACACAGACCCGGUGCCUGAGGACGAGGAGGGCUUCGGGGGCAACGUCUAACACCCCCCCCCAACCCCUCCUCCCCCCUCCGCGACCCCUCCCCCCUCCAGGCAGACACCACGCGAAGGCCGGCCGGCCCCCUCGCGCCUGCACCCACAGUAUUGCUGCCCCACGGUCAUUCUGGACUCUGCCGGUCGUCGUGCUGGGGCAGGGGCACCCCCUUCCUCUCUGGGGGGGCCGAGGGGGCGGGCCGGACUUUUACAGCUUUUUUUCUUUUUUUUAAAGUUGAUAGGAGAAGUGUACAUUUGACUGGUUUUCCUCUCUGUCGGUAGUGAGACGCAGUUCCGCAUCCCCCUCCCACCCUGGGGUUGAGGUUGUAUAUUUCUGUCCUCCUCCCGCCUCAGCUCUCUCCGGCAGGAGAGGAGGGGCAGGCCCAGGCUCCCGGUGACGGCCAUCUGGUUCCCCACAGGGGUUUCUGGGCUCCGGUGGGAAAAAGGGUCCCUUCUUCCCUCCUUUCUUCCCCUUCCCUCCUCCGCCCCCCCACCCCACCCCUUUCCUACUUUUCUGUUUGUUUCUUGAAAACACCACUUUGUAUUCUCUGUCUAGGGCUUCGGAUAUUUUGCACGAAUUUGAAAAUAUGGCAAUAAAUGGCUCUGUGGGCUCUGGUUCCCUGGGCUCCCCCUCCCUGUCCUGCCCCACGCCCCCCUCCCUGUCCUGACACAUCUGAGCCACGAGGAGCCAGCAGAGGUGGGGUGGAGGGAGGCUGCGGGGUGAAGGGGCACAGGGCAGUGGGAGGUGAAGGAGCUUCUGCCCCCGCCCCGACGGGGACUCUAUCGCCUGCCCUCCGGCCCCAGCGUCCAGCCCGAACCACUUUCCGAUGCCCCCCACCCCCCGACCCCACCCCCCGAAAGCCCUUAGCUCCUCCCACUGGGCAGGUCCCAGAGCGGAGGCUCCAGCCCCUGGCCCCCGGGCAAGGUGCAGGUGGCCCCCGGGGCAAGGUGCGGGUGCCCUCUGGGCGAGAUGCGGGUGGCCCCCGGGGCAAGGUGUGGGUGACCCCCGGGGCAAGGUGCGGGUGCCCUCCGGGCAAAGUGCGGGUGCCUUCCGGGCAAGGUGUGGGUGGCCCUGUGGGCAAGGUGUGAGUGGUCCCCGCUGGGCUGCUUGUGGGAAGGCCUCUGUUGGAGCCAAUGCCCUGCCCCUCCCACCCCCCAACACCCCUUUGCUUAGUUUCCUUUUUCAAGUUCAGUAACUGUUUUUUGGAAAGCACAAACUUCUGUAAUGGCGCGUGCUCAUGUCUGUUAAUAAAGAAAUCCAGACCCAG